GAAUCAGUUAAUCAAGUUCAUUACUUUGGAAGUACUGAUUAAGUAAUUAAAGCAACAUGUUGAGAAUUGCACUUAUUUUCUGCUUGGUGGUCGGGUAUAAGGCGUCGUUACCUGGACCUUGCCCAAAAGUAACCGGAGAAUUAGUAGAUUUAAAUGCGGUUGUCGGAAAAUGGUAUUUGCAAAAAAUGAGCGAUAGUGUUUACGAUAGUACUAUAGCAUGUACUGAACUGUAUUGGGGUAAACCUAACAGGAACGGUGAAUCAUCACUUAUCUACAAUAGUUAUUCAAAAAAAGCCGACGUAUACAUAACAGAUGUGUCUGAUGCAACAUCGAGUCCCGAUGGUACUAAUAUCGUGUACCACUUCCCAAUCUCAGGACCUAGAUACCAAAAACGCUACAUUUUCGGCGACGAUUUCAGCCGAUAUGCAGUACUAUGGAGCUGUGAGAAUAAUGGAACUAUGCAUGAUGAAACUGCCUGGGUCUAUUCACGACGACCAAAUGCGGCACCUGAACAUGUAAACGGCUAUCUACAAUGGAAAUUAGCUCGUCUCGGACUUAAUUUGUCGACUCUCAAGAACGUUGAUACCAGAAACUGUUGGUGUUAAACUUUUUUUGAAUACAUGAUUUUUGUUUUGAUUGUCUCAGAUAUGCUAAACUUUUAUGUUUUCAAAUAAACAAACUAUAAUAAUUACUA
Molecule: messenger RNA, 694 nt
Organism: Microplitis mediator
Lineage: Eukaryota; Metazoa; Arthropoda; Insecta; Hymenoptera; Braconidae
Exons: 4
Coding region: 57-605 (182 amino acids)
Source: RefSeq, a predicted model, not a curated record